Molecule: messenger RNA, 444 nt
Organism: Fibroporia radiculosa
Lineage: Eukaryota; Fungi; Basidiomycota; Agaricomycetes; Polyporales; Fibroporiaceae
Exons: 2
Coding region: 1-444 (147 amino acids)
Source: RefSeq, a predicted model, not a curated record
AUGGUUACCAAAAUCCGAACUAUCACAUGCCAAAGACGCUUUGGCAGAUUUCCUACAGCCAAACAAGGGACAACCCCUUAUAAGAACUAUUCUCUCUCAGUCUACCCAAUUGCAUCCACUACCAUCCUCACUGCUCUCCUCAUUGUUACCUGGUUCCUCCUUGCCAUCCUCUGCCUUGUUCUCACCCUCACCCUCCUCUACUUCAAAGAGGCUUACAAAGUCGAGGUCAUCCUCACUUGCCAACCCACAACCCCUACCGUCAACCUAACCCCUGAGUGGCCAGCAGGAGUACAAGUAAUGUCCCCUGCUGAACUUACCCCCACACCCUUUACUGACCUACUCAGUGCUCUUCUGGGCUUCUUCCUCACCACCCUCCUGUCCAUCCUUGCCCUUGCCCUCAUUGUCUCCCACACCCUUUGUCUCACCCUUUGCCACCUUGAAUGA